Molecule: messenger RNA, 1041 nt
Organism: Osmia lignaria (orchard mason bee)
Lineage: Eukaryota; Metazoa; Arthropoda; Insecta; Hymenoptera; Megachilidae
Product: carbonic anhydrase 1
Cellular component (GO): cytoplasm
Molecular function (GO): zinc ion binding; carbonate dehydratase activity
Source: RefSeq, a predicted model, not a curated record
UGUUACUCUGAUCAAACAGGAGGUUAUUUCGAAAGAUUCUUAAAAUUUACAAGUAAAACUCUUGUAUUCGUGCAUAAGUCGUAAAACGUAUAUUCUCAAGUUGAUUGCAAGAUGAUUAACAUUUCAGUAUCAGAGUUUAUGAUUUUAUGCAGUAGCAUCCUUUUAAUCUUUCUCCUGCUAACCGAAGUUCUUGAUUGGACUCAAUUGUUUCCCUGGGUGGAGAACGAGUGUUUCCCUUCGUUCACGUUCGAUUACACUGAUCGAAAUGGGCCACACAUGUGGAAAGUGUUGUACCCCGACAGCACGGGCUUUAAUCAGUCUCCAAUCAACAUUACAACACGAUCGGUCGUCGUUGUGCAACCAUCGGAACCUCUUCGUUGGAAUGGCUACAAUAAGGCACCAUUGUCGAUAUCUAUAAUGAACAAUGGAAAUAAUGUGAUAGUAAACACCAUGUGGGGUAGCCUGACUCAACCAUACGUCCAUGGGGGAUCAUUAACUAGUAUUUAUGAUCUCUGUUCGAUGGUAUUUCAUUGGGGACGGUCAGACAACGAAGGCAGUGAGCACACUUUAGAUUAUGUUCGGUACCCCAUGGAACUACAAGUGUGGCACAUAAAACGAGGGUUCAAUUCAUUGAUGGAUGCAAUUGCUGCAAAGAUGAGCGAUGCUCUGCUCAUUGUAUCAUUUCUUUUUCAGAUUACAAAUGCAGAUAAUCCAUACUUGGACCAUCUGGUGACAAACUUAUGGCAAAUAGUUGAACCAGGAUCGAGGUUACACAUACCACCCUUUCCUUUAACUUGGAUCUGUCCACUUCCUGAAAAUAAUUAUUACACUUACAAUGGUUCCCUUACUCAACCACCCUGCAGUGAAAUCGUCACAUGGAUCGUUCAACCUGAACCCAUUGCUAUAUCUUCAUCUCAAGUUGCACAAUUUCGGAAGGUCUGUUCAGCAAAUGGCCCUAUUCUAUCAAAUUGCAGGCCCGUUCAAUUAAUUAAUGAACGUGACGUUUAUUUCCAUGCCUAACAUAAGUUGUUUGUAUAUUGU